Messenger RNA from Phyllostomus hastatus (greater spear-nosed bat), 2750 nucleotides. It is a transcript of the gene CTNS, whose product is annotated as cystinosin, lysosomal cystine transporter. Gene Ontology annotation, molecular function: L-cystine transmembrane transporter activity. The coding region runs from base 382 to 1557 and encodes 391 amino acids. The record is from RefSeq and is a predicted model, not a curated record. The transcript is spliced from 11 exons. Gene Ontology annotation, biological process: L-cystine transport. Gene Ontology annotation, cellular component: lysosomal membrane. NCBI's taxonomy places the organism in Eukaryota, Metazoa, Chordata, Mammalia, Chiroptera, Phyllostomidae.
UGGGCCCGGCUAUUGGCGAAGAGGCAACGGAAGGCGGGACCUAGAGGGCACCGCCCCAUCGAGCUGGAGUGCCGGGACGGCAGCAGCUAGUGCUUCACUCGGGCAGGCCGUGCUUUCCUCUCUCAAGUAGUGCAGGGCUCGCUGACAGGCCCUUGGGAUGCGUCCCUACGGCGUGAGCUGUCACACCGAGCCGUCAUCCUCCCCCAGGUGCCUGCGCCCCUCCGCUCCGCUCCAACCCCAUCCAGUUGUCCCGCUAAGACUCGUUAAAACUACACCUCCCAGAGUGCAUCGCGCGGCUAUAUAUGCUGCGUAAAUCAGGUGACUCGACUCACGUGACUUCAGGCCCAAGCUCACGCAAGGUCCAGCCGGCGGGAGAAGGGGAUGGCUCUCCUGCGUCCUGUGUGGUUGGUCUGUGGAGCCUCAGAGGAUCUCAGCUCUUUGAAAUCGAGGAACAUGAUAAGGAGUUGGCUGAUUAUUUUUAUCCUUUUCCCCCUGAAGCUGAUAGGGAAGUGUGAGUCAACGGUCAACCUUUCUGUACCUCCCACUGUGAAGCUGGAAAAUGGGAGCUCAGCCAAUGUCAGCGUCACCCUUCAGCAUCCGUUAAAUGCAACCGUGGUGAUCACUUUUGAAAUCACAUUUCGUUCAAAGAAUGUUUCUAUCCUUGAGCUCCCUGAUGAAGUUGUGGUGCCUCCCAGAGUGACAGAAACCUCUUUCCAAGUGACAUCUCAGAAUGUGGGACAAAUUACUGUUUUUCUGCAUAGAAAUCAUUCCAACCAAACCGGGCCCAGGAUACGCUUCUUGGUGAUCCACAGCAACAUCAUUAACAUCAUAAACCAGGUGAUUGGCUGGAUCUACUUUGCAGCCUGGUCUGUUUCCUUCUACCCUCAGGUGAUCAUGAACUGGAGGCGGAAAAGUGUGGUUGGUCUCAGCUUUGACUUUGUUACCCUGAACCUGACGGGCUUCGUGGCUUACAGCGUGUUCAACAUCGGCCUCUUCUGGGUGCCACACAUCAAGGAGCAGUUUUUCCUCAAAUACCCGAAUGGAGUGAACCCCGUGGAGAGUAACGAUGUCUUCUUCAGCCUGCACGCUGUCGCCCUCACCCUGGUUGUCCUGGUGCAGUGCCUUCUGUAUGAGCGAGGUGACCAGCGUGUGUCCUGGCCUGCCAUUGGCUUCCUGGUGCUCGCGUGGCUCUUCGCGCUCAUCAUCAUGAUUUUGGCCGCAGUCGGGGUGACCUCAUGGCUGCAGUUUCUCUUCUGUUUCUCCUACAUCAAGCUCGCAGUGACAUUGGUCAAGUAUUUUCCACAGGCCUACAUGAACUUUGUCUACAAAAGCACCGAGGGCUGGAGCAUUGGCAACGUGCUUCUGGACUUCACUGGGGGCUCCUUCAGCCUCCUCCAGAUGUUCCUCCAGUCCUACAACAAUGACCAGUGGACACUGAUCUUUGGAGACCCAACCAAGUUUGGACUCGGAAUCUUCUCCAUCCUCUUCGAUAUUGUCUUCUUCAUCCAGCACUUCUGCUUGUACAGAAGGAAACCAGGGUAUGAGCGGGUGAACUAGCACGCAGGGCCCCAGUGUAAGUGGCCCUGGCCCUGUGCCCAGGAGGAAGGCUGGAAAAGCAGUCUAGAGUGCAGGGCUGGCUCCACAUGCCAACAGUGGAGAAGCGCUCUCUUCCUCAGGGUCAAAUGCCUUAAAAAUGAACCAGACCGCCUUCAUCCAUGACUCUCCAGGGCUGGGGAGAAACCUCCCUCUGGGACAGACACCUGACUGUGCUUCAAGAUUAACAGCCAGACUGCUGGUGGCCCCUCUCGGGUGUUACUUGGCCAGUCACCUGGUCCUCCUGCAACUUGCUGUUGCCAUCUCUACUCUCUUUAAGGCUUCAGGCAGCACCCACAGGUUCUGACAGCCAUCCCAAGCAGGAUUGGACAUUGAGCUAGGAGCUGAAGGCCUUGCCCGAGCACCCAAUGUGUCGGGGAGCAGCUCGAAGGACUGACCUUGCAGCUGGGAGAGCCAAGGGCGUUUUGGUGCCACUGCUGCGUUCCUAAAGACUAAGCAGCCAGGUGCUGGGCCAAUGGACUGAGAGGUGCUGGCGGCGGUGGCAGAGGGGCUAGGACUUUGGGGUUAGUCCCCGGGGUCCCUUCCCUGAAGGCCACAUUAUCUAUAACUCAGUUUUCAGUGGCAGUCACAGGGGGCCCAGGCCAGCGCCUAGUAAAGAUACAGUAUUUGUGGGUCCAGAGGUGCUCAACAGAUUGGUUCUGAACUGGGCUCACGUCCAACACCCUCUGGAUCUCCGUCCCACUAACACCCCUUUCAGAAUUUUUGGAGGGAUGUUUUGGGCGUGGCCAUCUGCCUACCUCCACUCUCCCAGAGUCAGGGGCCCCAUGUGAGUCCCUCCCCUUGUCCGUGCCUUAGAGGCCUGUUGGACCCGCCAGGUGGUGAGAGUAGCUCCCCCCGGGUGGCAGGGCAGGCCUGCCUUCCUUCACUUCCCCAGACCUCUGAGGUUCACCAAUUUUUGGUUGUUCAGGAGGCCUUAAGAUAAGGACUUAAGACCACCUCACACAGUCCUCCUAGGCCAACCCUAGUCCUAAGUCCCCUCCCCUCCCAGCCCAACCAGUUGUCCUUCCGGGGACAGGGGGCAGGGCCCAGACGUGCCUUGUACGUGCUUUGAGUUUGUCAGUCCACUCUCAACUUUCUACUACAAGCUCAGUGUGAGAGUGUAUAUCCUGAAUUAAAACCGGUUGUUUCCUUUCGUA